ACAGUGCCUGGGUGUGGCUGACCUUAUAUGAAAGUGGUAUCAUAAACGAAAGCACUGCGAACAACAGUAUGGCGUCUCCAUCUGAGUCUGACGAGGAAAUCGCUUCUGACAAUGAAUCCACUGGUUCGGAAAGUGACGAACGUUCAGAUGUAGAAACUGAUUGUCAGUCUCCAGUGGGCGUGCCCUGCAAGUUUUACAACAGCAGAGGUGGCUGUCGGGAUGGUGCCAGGUGCUCUUACCUGCACGUCUGCAAGUAUGCCCUGAAAGGAAACUGUCGUAAUGGAUCCAAUUGUAAGCUGAAGCACGACAGAGCUGGAAGUGCGUCGUCUGGUGCAAGCAACAGGGCUUCGGUCCGAUCAGCAUCUAGUGAUGAAGAAGAGAGAACAGACCCAAAGCUCACGGAUGGCCGAUUCUACCAGUGGCAGCUGAAUGAUGGAAACGGCUGGAUGGAUAUUGAUAAUGAUCACGUCAUCGAGGCUCAGUACUCGCUGCCCCACACAAAAAGCAUUAAAAUCUACAACACACCAUACGGGGCAGUGAGUAUAGAUUUUAACAGAAUUAGAGUGUGUGGAAAGAGUCUGAAAGUAAGACGUUUGGAUGAUGGAAAAACUGUGUGGAACUGGUACUGCACCUUGCGUCGUAAGUGGAUCAAGUAUGGAGACAAGGAUUCGAAGGGCAACACCAGUCCUGUGACGAGCUCUGACAUAGAGAGGAACUUCCAGAGUGACCCAAAAGGUUCUUUUACUUUCAGCGUUGGUGCAGAGACCUUAGAGAUUAGAUUCAAAGAAAAGCGACAGGUGGGUAAAAGCAGAAAGAGGAGAGUAACUCGUCGACCAGUCUAUCGACAACAGCAAGCAGUGGCAGCAGGAGUUUCUCAAGCAGCCUCAGCUGUCCGGACUCUGUCUGUGGGCACCAGACCAAAGUGGCAGUUUAAGGGAGACAACGGAGGAUGGCAUGAGUUCAAACACAGGAGAGGUACUCCCUUUGAAUGCUCAGUAGACAGUAAAGACAUCGAAAAGACGUACCAGCAAAACCCCAGCGGCACCCUGUCCUUCACAGUGAAAGGAGACACCUACAAGUUGGACUUUGGAGCGAUGAUGCAAACCAACCUCAAGAACAACCAUACACGCAAGAUCAGACGUCUGAUGGUCUGAGCAUUAAAGGGGAUUUUGAAGCCACUCAUGAAGAAAGUCUACAAACAACUGUGCAAUACUAUACUUCCAAACAAUCAUUUUAAUCUAAAUUUCUUCUGGGGUGUUUUGGGGUUUUAUUGAUUUGGCUCUUUGUUGGAAAUGUAAUGUUGUGUUUACAUUGGAAAGGAAUUCAGGAUAAAAUGUAAUAUUAUUAUAUAGAUUUUUUUUUUUUAAAUUAGGGAUUGUGUCAAAAUGGUUUUUCUCACACUUAAAUGCUGCCUAUGUACUGUACCAACCUGCCUUUUACCAAUCUGUUGUUAGACACAUACAUGACUGCCAUAGUAGGAGAUGAGAGUAGGGACAAACCUCAAAUUAUCAGACAAAAUAUUUGGUAUUUAAACACUGCCUGUUCUAAUAUAACAGAAUUCAUUCAUUCAGAACCAAAUCUGAUGCAAAUUCAAGGCCAUUUCUACACCUCACAGCAUUAUGCUACCGUUGAGGUGUUGUAUGUGACAUGAGUUACAUGUUAACACUAUGCAAUAAAAAUCCAUGAUUGUAGACCUGCGAUUCUUUGGUUCACUUCGUAUAUGUUUUUUUUGCUCUAGGUGGUCAAUUCCAGCCUUGGAUUGUAAGGUUUAUGCUGCUUUAUAGUAGUAAAAAAUUGCGCAAUCAGUUUUUGUGUGUGUGUGUAUAUUUCUUCUUAUACAAUCAAGGAAGAAAAAAAGUUUGAAUGGUGCUGACCAAUCAAAAAGGCUGCUAAAUGUUGUGCAUGAAAAGGUUUCAAUAAAAAGAAGCAGCAGUAGUACAUUGAA
Molecule: messenger RNA, 1945 nt
Organism: Morone saxatilis (striped sea-bass)
Lineage: Eukaryota; Metazoa; Chordata; Actinopteri; Moronidae
Exons: 10
Coding region: 69-1154 (361 amino acids)
Molecular function (GO): metal ion binding
Source: RefSeq, a predicted model, not a curated record